UGGAAAAUGUCUCAACACCGUCACCAGAGGCAGUCGAGAGUCAUUUCUAGUUCACCAGUUGAUACUACAUCGGUGGGAUUUUGCCCAACAUUCAAGAAAUUUAAGAGGAAAGAUGAUGAGUGUCGGGCAUUUGUGAAGAGAGUCAUAAUGAGCCGUUUCUUUAAGAUAAUUAUGAUUAGCACUGUCACAUCGAAUGGCUUUUUUAUGGCCUUGUGGACCAGUUAUGACAUAAGAUACCGCUUGUUCAGACUUCUAGAGCUCUCGGAGAUCUUCUUUGUGUCCAUCUGCACAUCUGAGUUGUCCAUGAAGCUCUAUGUGGACCCCAUCAACUACUGGAAGAACGGCUACAACCUGCUGGAUGUGAUCGUUAUCAUCAUUAUGCUUCUCCCCUAUACCGUCCGUGAGCUCAUGGGCAGACAGUUCACUUACGUGCAUAUCGCUGAUGGCAUGCAGUCCCUGCGCAUCCUCAAGCUUAUCGGCUAUAGCCGGGGCAUCCGGACGCUGAUCAUUGCUGUGGGACAGACAGUCUACACUGUGGCCUCUGUGCUCCUCCUGCUCUUCCUCCUCAUGUACAUCUUUGCUAUCUUGGGCUUCUGCCUGUUUGGAUCUGCAGACAAGGGUGACCAUGAUAACUGGGGGAACCUGGCUGCGGCUUUCUUCACCCUCUUCAGCUUGGCCACGGUUGAUGGCUGGACAGACCUGCAGAAGCAGUUGGACAAUCGGGAAUUUGCUUUGAGCCGGGCAUUCACCAUCAUCUUCAUCUUGCUCGCCUCUUUCAUCUUCCUCAACAUGUUCGUGGGUGUGAUGAUCAUGCACACAGAGGACUCCAUCAAAAAGUUUGAGCGAGAGCGGAUGUUGGAGCGGCAGGUGACGCUCAUGGGAGAGAAGCAGGUGAUUCUGCAGCGGCAGCAGGAGGAGAUCAGCAGGCUGAUGCAUAUACAGAAAAAUGCUGACUGCAAAAGUUUCAGUGAGCUGGUGGAGAACUUUAAGAAGACCUUGCACCACACUGACCCCAUGGUCUUGGAUGAUUUUGGCACUAGCCUACCCUUCAUUGAUAUCUACUUUUCCACUCUGGACUAUCAGGACACAACUGUCCGCAAGCUUCAAGAGCUGUACUAUGAGAUCGUGCAUGUGCUGGGCCUAAUGCUGGAAGACUUGCCCCAAGAGAAGCCCCAGUCCUUGGAAAAGGUGGAUGAGAAGUAGCUGGGCAUGGGGACACCCAUGUGCUGAGAGCCUUGCAGACUAUGACAGGUGCCUAUUAAACACAGGCUUUCUGAGUUGUCCUC
Rhinopithecus roxellana (golden snub-nosed monkey) is the source of this 1286-nucleotide messenger RNA. It is a transcript of the gene CATSPER3, whose product is annotated as cation channel sperm associated 3. Gene Ontology annotation, biological process: monoatomic ion transport; transmembrane transport. Lineage: Eukaryota; Metazoa; Chordata; Mammalia; Primates; Cercopithecidae. Gene Ontology annotation, cellular component: membrane. The coding region runs from base 7 to 1203 and encodes 398 amino acids. The transcript has 8 exons. Gene Ontology annotation, molecular function: monoatomic ion channel activity. The record is from RefSeq and is a predicted model, not a curated record.